Molecule: messenger RNA, 4170 nt
Organism: Pangasianodon hypophthalmus (striped catfish)
Lineage: Eukaryota; Metazoa; Chordata; Actinopteri; Siluriformes; Pangasiidae
Gene: znf711
Product: zinc finger protein 711
Exons: 8
Coding region: 1059-3356 (765 amino acids)
Biological process (GO): regulation of transcription by RNA polymerase II
Cellular component (GO): nucleus
Molecular function (GO): metal ion binding; RNA polymerase II cis-regulatory region sequence-specific DNA binding; DNA-binding transcription factor activity, RNA polymerase II-specific
Source: RefSeq, a predicted model, not a curated record
AGUAGCUCACAUGUAGGCCCCACAGGCCAAUAUACAUUUUACACAGCAAUCUGUAAGAACAGUGGGUAUCUUUUAAGCAUCUUGACAUGUGUUUUUAUUUAAUCAGGCAUCUACUGGCUGUUAUUAAUAAAUAAUUCACUUAAGCAUUUCCAAAUUCAUGUAAAAGGACCCCUAGAGAACUGCCUCAAAGGCCUCAUUACAAAUCGCACACUUCCGUUGUAAAAACAAGACCAACAGUAAGGCAAGGCAUAUGAGUGUAGUAUUAGUUAUUAUAGUUCAUUGUUUACUGCGCUACUGUGCUGUUUUGUAUCUAACAGAAGCUUUAAUCGAGUUAAUAACAUAAUAGCUUCGGCUAUGUUUCUCUAUGGGGUGACGUAAAUGGCCCGGGCUCGCGGGUGAGCGAGGCCUCGCGCGCAUUGUCUGCCCCCUCCCGCCCCUGUUGGCGGCGCGCAGCCUGAUUGGCCCGGGCCUGCGAAAGCUUGCUCGGGGAUUCUGGAUGUACAGGCCGCAGAUGCGCUACGGCUGGAAAAUAAAACCAAAACCGGAUUAUGAUGUAUUCGGUACAAUAAGAAGGGCGUUGGCGCACCAAAGACGAAUCAACGGACCAGGUAAAAGCGUCUCUAUUAACACCGGAUGUUAUCAAAUUUUGAGCCGCGGCCUGUUUGGGCCUCGUCGGGCAGCAUAACAAACAAAAGCUCGGGGAAGGGCCUAGCUUAGCCAGCUAGCUACCUGCGCUAACGGGUCGAGGAUUGGAAUGAGUCUUUUCCUCCCAGAUGACUGACACACACUCUCUCUCUCUCUCACACACACACACACACACACACAGUGUUGCUUAAUAGUUGGCACGUUUAUGUGUAUUAAAUAUACAGUCAGCAAAUGUGAAGGUAUGUCUAAAUUUCUUUUUAUGAGGGAUAAUAACAUUUGCAUCUAAGAUACCUGUCUCAGUUCCAGCCCGUCGUGACUAUCACAUUUCCUCUGUUUUUCUCUUUUAUGUUUAUUUCCACUUUGGUUAAUUUUAGCAUUGUAAAAAAAAAAAAAAAAAAAAAAAAUCCAAGAAAAUGGAUCAAGGAGGAGGGGUCUUAGAGCUUCACUCCCAGGAUUUGAAAAUGCCCCACACAAUGAUAAUGCAGGACUUUGGCAUGGGGGGCAUGGCCCACAUAGACGGUGAACACAUUGUGGUAUCGGUACCCGAAGCUGUGCUGAUAUCAGAUGUGAAUACUGAUGAGGGCAUCCUGCUGGAGCAUGGCCUGGAGGCUGAAGUGGUGGAAGGGCCUGGUAUUGGCCGAGAGGAUGUCAUCAUGUCUGAGUCCAUCCUGGGAGCAGAGGUGGCCAUCGAGGAGGCUCUGGACGCCGACCACCAUGUCCUGGCUGCCGAACUUAUCGAAGAAACAGUGCCUGAACAGGUGUUUGUGACCGAUCUAAUGUCCACACAUGAGGACAGUCCACUGGACCCUGAGCUGGUGUCAGAGGAGGUGAUGGUCGCGGACACGGAGGCCAUAGUUCAGGCACACGAGACCACGCCACCCUGUGCGACCCUUAAGACUGAUGACGACGACGAUGGCAAGAGCACCUCGGAAGACUACCUCAUGAUCUCAUUGGAUGAUGUGGGGGAGAAGUUGGAUAUUGGUGACACACCAUUAAAAAUCAGCACAGGGGUGGGCCAGGAUGAUGAAUCCAAGGAGGAUGAGUUUGGCUCUGAGGUUAUCAAAGUGUACAUCUUUAAGGCCGAAGGGGAUGAAGAUGUGGAAAUAGGUGGAACGGAGGUUGUUGCAGAGAGUGAUUUCCCCAACGGGCAUGCAGUGUUAGAGCCAGCAACAGCAAGCAUAGGUCGAAUGCCCAGGGAGAAAAUGGUCUACAUGGCAGUGAAGGAUACGAGCCAAGGACAGGAAGAUAUGAAUGUAUCUGAGAUGACUGACCAAGUGUACAUGGAGGUGAUUGUUGGGGAAGAUGAGGCUCCUGCCAUACAAGAAGCACAACUGGAGGAUUCGCCAUCUAAUAAGACCUUUGUUCCUGUCGCAUGGGCAGCUGCCUAUGGUAACAAUCUGGAGUCUCAUUUAGAGAGUAAGCAUGGUGCAACCACUCCAUACCUGCAAAUCAGUGACAGCAUCAGUACAAGCCGCGCUCUCAAACAGAGGAUCAAGAAGAAGAAGAAGGGAGAGACACGGCAGUGCCAGACUGCUGUAAUAAUUGGCCCUGACGGCCUGCCACUGACGGUCUAUCCUUGCCACAUCUGCGGCAAAAAGUUCAAGUCACGCGGGUUCCUGAAGCGGCACAUGAAGAACCACCCAGACCACAUGUUUAAGAAGAAGUACCAGUGUACAGACUGUGAUUUCACUACUAACAAGAAGGUCAGCUUUCACAACCACCUAGAGAGCCACAAGCUCAUCGUCAAGAACGAGAAAGUCCCAGAGUACACAGAGUACACGAGGCACUACCGGGAGGCGAGCCCACUCAGCCCCAACAAGCUGAUCUUACGUGACAAGGAACCCAAGCUGCACAAGUGCAAAUACUGCGAGUAUGAGACGGCUGAGCAAGGCCUGCUCAACCGCCACUUGCUGGCUGUGCACAGCAAAAACUUUGCGCAUGUUUGCGCAGAGUGUGCCAAGGGCUUUCGCCACCCGUCUGAACUCAAGAAGCACAUGCGGACACACACGGGUGAGAAGCCCUACGGCUGCCAACGCUGCGACUUCCGCUGUGCUGAUCCAUCCAACUUAAAGACUCAUGUAAAGAGCAAGCAUGGCGCCGAGCUGCCGUUUAAGUGUGCUCACUGCCCACAGGCGUUCGCUGAUGACAAGGACCUGCAGAGGCACAUGGAGGUUUUCCAGGGCCACAAGACUCACCAGUGCCCACACUGUGAGCACAAGAGCACCAAUUCGAGCGACUUGAAGCGCCACAUCAUCUCUGUGCACACCAAGGACUUUCCACACAAGUGCGACGUGUGCGAAAAAGGCUUCCACCGGCCAUCAGAGCUCAAAAAGCAUGCGGAAACGCACAGGGGCAACAAGGUGCACCAGUGCCGGCACUGUGACUUUAAGAUCUCAGACCCUUUCACUCUGAGUCGGCAUAUCUUGUCCGUGCACACAAAAGAGCUGCCUUUUAAAUGCAAACGCUGCAAGCGUGGCUUCAGGCAGCAGACCGAACUUAAGAAACAUGUGAAGACUCACAGUGGCCGUAAAGUCUACCAGUGCCAGUACUGUGAGUAUAACACAGCGGAUGCCUCGGGUUUCAAACGCCACGUAAUCUCCAUCCACACUAAGGACUACCCACAUAGGUGUGACUACUGCAAGAAGGGUUUUAGACGGCCCUCUGAAAAGAAUCAGCACAUAAUGCGCCAUCACAAAGACACACUGAUAUAACACUCCCCCCCCAACCUCGUAAACUAGAACCUAAUUUACACAACAGAAGAUGAGAAUGGAAUGGUACAGUUCAGUCGGGUAAUUGCUCUUUACUUUUUCCCCCUGCAGGUUUUUGUAAAGGCUGUUCAAAUAACCUCAGUGUACUAUCCCCAUUCUUGGAGCAGGAUUGCUAGGGUCAGCCAGGGUCUCAAAUCAUUAUAUUUUUGUAUCUACCUGGCUAAAAUGCUGCAAGUGAAUAAUGUCCUCAAAGUUAAUUGGGUAAUUAAAGCUUGAAAUAUAUGCUGUGAUUGAAAAGAAAUGAUCAUUAUGACCCUUAGGAUUCCCUGUAGCCAUGUUGGUGUGGGCUGCAGUGUACUCUCUCAGUGAGUACUAACUAGUGUGCCUAGCUUAUAUGCUAACAUUUUUUUAACACCAGUCUAAAUCAUGUCAUUGGUUUCAGUAGAUCAUUUGUGGUAUAAAUUAUCUCCAUUUUUUUAUGUUUACUUAUGUACAACUCAUAAGUAAACAUGUAUAUUUGUGCAUAGGGGUAUAGUUACAUGCUCACUUAUACUUAAAUAUAUCUCUAUAACACCAACCAGUAAAUUUUCUUACCCAGGAUUUUUGGAGAUUGAAUUCACUUUAGUUUGAAUUAAACCUUUUUUAGUUGUCUCCCUUGUGAAUGCCGCUGCAAGUAAUGUAUAUGUAUAAUCACAUGUAACUGGCAAAUGUGCACAUAUUGUCAUUUUGAAUUCCAAUUUGCAGUCAUGCCUUACCUGUAUUGUAUUUUUCUUGCACUGAAUUCAGUAAAUUGAAUGUGAUUAUUAUUUUUUAACAA